GUUAGUUGCGUACAGUGUGUCGCGUUACCAGGGGUAACGUGCGUAAAGCGCGCAGAUUGCAGAGUUCGGUGUUGUCAGUGGCUGAACGGGAGAAUUAUGUCGUGCCGGGUUUCGGGAGUGGACCGGCUCCGGGUCUGCGCGGUUCUGGAGCGCUGUGCGGACCAGCUGGACAUUCUGGGACACAUCAUGCCGAAGAACCGGAGGAGCCGCCCGGGGGCUGAGGAGGCAGAGGCUGCACAUAUCAGCGUGAUCAUUAAACAGCACCAGGCCGCUGAGAGUCACCUGAAGACUGUGCGUAAGAGUCGGGUAAAUGAUUCUGAACUCUCUGAGGCAGUGGAAGAGCUUCAUCUGUCCCAAAACCAGCUCAGACGCACGCUGGAGGAAAGCUCAUCCUCCCACAACAAUCUGGCCAAAGUGGAGAGAGACAGGCAGUUUGUAGCCAAGGUGAUCUCAGACCUGCUGGCUGAAAUUCAAGAGAGUGGCACUUUUCACAGCCUGGUUCAGGCAACGGAGGAAGAGAGGAAGAAGAGCGAUGGUGAAGAUCACCUGCAUGACACUGUCAUAAGGGAGGAGCUCAGGAUUAAAGCCUUGCGAAAGCAGCUGGUUGAUGUUCAGGAGGAGAAAACAUCAGAACUUGAGAGGCUGGAGGGCAUAAAGGUGGAACUGGAGCAGCAGCUGCAGCAGAUCACACUCAAGAAGAACAUAGAGAAGAACUACGCAACCAGCAGUGCUGAGCUGCUCAUCUACCAGGGACAGAAACUGGCCAAUCAGAAGGAGCAGGGGCUGGAGGAGGAGAAAAAGAUGCUACAGGCUAAGAUUGAGGAGGAGAUCAGGGUUUACAUUGAGAAUGAAUCAUUCCUUAAAACAUAUCAAACAGGCCUGGAGGAAAAGUUAGAUUACUGGAUGGAGCGUUAUGAGAAGCACAUAGAGGCAAAAGACCAAGAGCUUACCAGUCUGAAAAGCCAGAGGGCUAACACCCGGGCGCAGCUGCACAGCCUGGCUAAAAAGUGCCGAGAGAUGGAGCGGGUCAUUACUGACGACCACCUGGAGAAGGAGAACCGGCGGCAGCAGCUGGAGAGGCAACAGCUGGAGAGAGAGGCAGCAACUAAGAUUCAGGCAUGGUGGAGGGGAACACUGGUGAGAAGAGGCCUUGUCUCCAACAAGAACAAGAGCAAGAAGCCCAAAGCUAAAGGGGGUAAAAAAGGAAAAGGAAAAAAGAAGUGAUGCAAUCUCUGAAGAUUACUGAAGGUUAUAAAAAAUAA
This is a messenger RNA of Astyanax mexicanus (Mexican tetra), 1262 nucleotides long. RefSeq names its product IQ motif containing G (gene drc9). Gene Ontology annotation, biological process: cilium organization; sperm axoneme assembly. Lineage: Eukaryota; Metazoa; Chordata; Actinopteri; Characiformes; Acestrorhamphidae. Gene Ontology annotation, cellular component: sperm flagellum; cytoplasm. Gene Ontology annotation, molecular function: protein binding. The coding region runs from base 97 to 1224 and encodes 375 amino acids. The record is from RefSeq and is a predicted model, not a curated record. The transcript has 9 exons.